CACAUGAUGCCGAGUCCUCCACCAGAUCCGGCAGCACAAGCCGCAGCGGCUGCAGCUUUCCAUCAAUUUACAGUCGAAGCGUGGACCCUCCUCGGCGUUGGCAUCGCAGUCACCGUCCUCAGAACGGUUUCUCGCAUUCGAUAUGCCGGCUGUCGAGGCCUCGGCGGUGACGAUUAUCUCGCGUGGCUUGCCGUUGUCUUUUAUAUAGCCGAGACAUCGCUGGCUUAUAGCGUUGGCCACGUCGCAAACGGUCUUGCGAACAAUGGUAUGACGGAUGCGCAGCGGGCUGCGCUGUCGCCAGACGACCCGGAGUUUCGAUUGAGGAUAUUAGGAUCGAAGAUUCAACUUGCAGGGUGGUCGACGUACUCGACGCUCCUUUGGACGCUCAAGGCGUCGUUGCUAGUGUUUUAUACACGAUUGACGGAAGGCUUAGCUACACAUUAUCGCAUUCGAAUCUACAUUGGGUUUGCCUUUCUCGUAUCAAGUUAUCUUGUUGUAGCUCUAAAUCUUUACCUCUCAUGUCGACCCUUUCAAAGGUUCUGGCAGAUAUUCCCAGAUCCAGGGAAUAUUUGCCAGCCCGCUAUAUCUAACCAAAUCAUCUGGGUUUACUGGGCAUUCAAUGUAACGACCGAUUUAUAUAUCAUAUCAGUCCCGCUACCAAUGCUAUGGGGGUCGAGCCUGAAGCCUCUGAAGAAAGUUGGAUUUUUGGUUGUCUUUAGCGGCGGCAUUUUAGUCGUCGUCUGUGCCACCCUACGAUGUGUUCUGAUCGUGCUGGACACAGAGAAUGGUGCACAAUUGGCCGGAUCUUGGGCUGUCCGAGAGACCUUUAUCGCCGUCGUUACAACCAACUUGCCCAUGACGCUUCCUCUUCUCAAGGAGAUAUUUGUGCCCCUCUUCGGAUCCAUCCUUGGCUCGAUGCGCUCUACACAAAAUUCUGGAGAGGUGACACCAAAAGGCUUCAUCACUUUUGGAGGGAGCUCCAAGAGUUGGCGGGGCCGCGGACCGCCGACAGCAAAUCCAAUAACAGAUUUUACAAUAAACGAGAGCGAGGAGCGCAUAGUCGAAUCUAUCAGAAUGCAGGACCUCAAAGCAUGGAGCGAUAGCCAAGACCAAGACCAGGGACAUCAAUCGGGGCCUGAUGAAGAGAGCAGAGACAUUCGGAAGCAUGUUGAGGUUGACAUUGUGCAUGAACUACGGCCAAAACAAGUCGCCUGAAAAGUUAUAGACAUCCGCGGAUGAGCAUCUGAGGACUUUGGAGGGCGUUUCCAUUCCGACAGAAACAAGACGAUGUGAUUGCUAACUAUACCGUUUCUAUACACCAUUUGCAUUUAGACGCUACUGACGGCCAGUUGCCACCGUUUGAUGGGUACGGAGUUGCUGAUCACACGCUGUCGGUUAUUUGAGGAGCGUUGGCGUCACUCUGCUGGCGCAUUCUUUUCCGUCUUUAGCACACUAUCAUGAUUAAACGUACACCCGCGAGGGAAAGAUUUUCCAUUGAGAAAUAGAAAGACUCAUAUUAUA
Messenger RNA from Trichoderma atroviride IMI 206040, 1521 nucleotides. RefSeq lists its product as uncharacterized. The record is from RefSeq and is a predicted model, not a curated record. NCBI's taxonomy places the organism in Eukaryota, Fungi, Ascomycota, Sordariomycetes, Hypocreales, Hypocreaceae.